AUGGCACACGGUAUAUCCGAUGACGAUUUAACAAAAAAAGAAAUAUACGAUGCACCAGAUGUAUUAGAUAAAAAAUUGGAUCAGUUAGUCGAAUGGAUUAAAGCUAGUAAACAUUUUAUUAUAUUCACUGGUGCAGGAAUUUCAACGAGUACGGGAAUUCCAGAUUUUCGAUCAGGAAUGGACACUCGCUUAUCAACAGGUCCUGGCGUUUGGGAAUUACGUGAUAAAGGUGAAGCACGUUCAAAGAAGGCUACUGUGACUUCAAGUACAAAAGCUAUUCCAUCUGUCGCUCAUAUGGCCAUUGUUGAAUUAGCUCGUCAAGGUAUUAUUAAAUUUGUUAUUUCUCAAAAUACAGACGGAUUACAUCUUCGUUCGGGAAUCAAAUCAAGUAUGUUAGCAGAAUUACAUGGAAAUUCAAAUUUGGAAUAUUGUCAAAAAUGUGGAAUUAAAUAUUUAAGAGAUUAUCGUACAAGAACAGCGGGUAAAGUACAUGAUCAUAAUACCGGACGCAUAUGUACGAAUUCAAAGUGUAAUGGAUCACUAUUAGACAGUAUUAUUAAUUUUGGAGAGUCGUUACCGAAUCAAGAAUUAACUGCAGGUUUUGAACAUGCAAACAAAGCUGAUCUAUGUCUUGUACUGGGAUCAUCAUUGAGAGUUACACCAGCUGCUAAUAUUCCUGAAGAAGUAGCAAUCAAAGGUCAAAAAUUAGUAAUCGGAAAUUUACAAUUGACUCCAAUGGCAUCUAUAGCAAAAUUAAAUAUUCAUGCAAUGUGUGAUGAAAUUAUGAACGGUAUUAUGAAUAAAUUAAAUAUUCCAAUUCCAAAUUGGGAACUCCAUCGUCGAAUACGUAUUGUUAUUCAGUCGAAUCAAAUAACAAUGACCGGUUUAGAUUUAGAUCAAGAACAUAUUCCCUAUAGUCUGUUUACACAAGUAAAUGUUUCUCUACGAUCUGGUACAAGUGAAGUAUAUAAGUCAAAGCCUCUAAAAGAACCCAUUUCACAUAAAAUAGAUUUAACAUCGAUUAAAAAACCAUCUUCGAUACAGUAUGAUUUAUAUGCGGAAAUUCAUUUUCAAGGACACUAUAAUGAACCGAUUUAUACAUUAAAAUUACCAUUUGUUGAUCAACAACAGGACAUACAUCUAUUUUAUGAUCCAAAAACGAGAAUUUGGAGACAAGAAUAA
Didymodactylos carnosus is the source of this 1182-nucleotide messenger RNA. The record is from the annotation of a GenBank genome assembly. NCBI's taxonomy places the organism in Eukaryota, Metazoa, Rotifera, Eurotatoria, Philodinida, Philodinidae.